AUGGUUCCAUGGAGUGCUGCCAGGACGAAGGUCCAAAUCCGUCUGUCAAUCCAGCGACUACGGACACUACAGGAGAAGAAGCUCGCCCUGGCCAAGAAGUCCAGAAGGGAGAUAGCGGACUUGGUGCUGAAGGGGAGGAUCGAGACCGCCCGGCUAAGGGUGGAGGGGUUGAUACAGGAUGACAUCUACGUGGAGUUGCUAGAAGUCUUGGAGCUAUACGCCGAAACCCUGCAAGCUCGGUUUGGGCUGCUCGAGUCGACGGGUGGUGAAACACCAGAGCCAUCCAUCGCGGAUGCGGUCAACGCGAUCGUCUACUCUGCGCCCCGGACAGAGUUAAAGGAGCUGCACGCGCUGCGGGAGAUGCUGAUGCAUAAGUACGGCCGCCAAUUCUCCCUCGACCUCCAAGUAUCCGAUCCACCUCCCCCUCAAGUCCCAAAACGCGUAACCUCCAAAAUCGCCGUCUUUGUCCCUCCGAAAGAGCUGGUCGAUGCCUACCUCAGCGAAAUAGCCAAAGGGUACGGCGUGGCGUGGAUACCUGAUCCUGAACCGUUCUCGGGCGUCGAGGGCGAGGCCGAGGCCGGGGACGAGGCGGAAGACAAGGCGGACAAGGGGAAGGCGAGGAAUGGGGAUGGCGAGAAGAAGGAUGAGGACGACGUGGAUGAUGAUCUAGGCGGUAGCGGAGGUGGGGAUCUAGGCGAGGAGAGCGGAAAGGCAGGAAGCGCAGCAGCGAAUCUUCCUGAUGGACCGGAGAAGGAUGCGUGGGCAUCCGGGGCGGAAGUCAAGCUUCCUACGGCACCAGCACAGCCGGCAGGGGGGAAGAAGAUGACGCCGGAGGAGGAGCUGGCUAAGCGGUUCGAGAGGCUCAAGCAGCUCAGAUGA
Dioszegia hungarica is the source of this 879-nucleotide messenger RNA. Its product is annotated as regulator of Vps4 activity in the MVB pathway-domain-containing protein. NCBI's taxonomy places the organism in Eukaryota, Fungi, Basidiomycota, Tremellomycetes, Tremellales, Bulleribasidiaceae. Gene Ontology annotation, biological process: protein transport. The record is from RefSeq and is a predicted model, not a curated record. Bases 1 to 879 code for a protein of 292 amino acids. The transcript has 5 exons.